Athene cunicularia (burrowing owl) is the source of this 3591-nucleotide messenger RNA. It is a transcript of the gene CNR1, whose product is annotated as cannabinoid receptor 1. Gene Ontology annotation, molecular function: cannabinoid receptor activity. Gene Ontology annotation, cellular component: membrane. The record is from RefSeq and is a predicted model, not a curated record. The transcript has 3 exons. Lineage: Eukaryota; Metazoa; Chordata; Aves; Strigiformes; Strigidae. Gene Ontology annotation, biological process: G protein-coupled receptor signaling pathway. Bases 979 to 2400 code for a protein of 473 amino acids.
GGCUUAAUAUGCUGGCAAAUAAUUUCACAAGUUGUUUGUGUGUGUGAAGGCAGUAUAUUUGAAUAUCAUUAUAUUCUGAAUGUAGCAAUGAAGAGAGUUAUCUGAGCUUAUUUAAAUAUUAUGAAAGGCCAGACAGCUCCAGAAAUGAAAGAAUGUUUUACAUUUUUUAAUUGGAGUGCAUAUUUUCGUCCUUCACUGAUGCUGAUGGCGUGGGACAUCGCAUUUACCAAAACCCUUCCUGUCCUAGCUUCUGAGCACUGCCAACACAAUUUUCGGGAGAAGUAGACUCCAGAGAACUGAGAUAGAAGGGAUGUUGCUUUUCAAUGUGUGCUGACCCUUCUGUGCACUAACUUUCUGUCAUUGCCUGUAAACACCUCUUCCCUUUUCCCCUUUUGGUGUGUUUUAUCUGCUGUAUGGGUCACUCAGUGGCUCCAUUUGAGCACUCUCUCUUCCUUUCCACCUCUGAGGUCCAUAUGCUGUACUUCAUUUUCCUGGGCAGUUUGAUUUUUAUUAAUGUCUCUGGCCAGAUUUGCUCAGCUGAUCUCUCCUGAGCAUCCCCAGGUCAGCCCCAUGUGUCAGUGCAUACAGUGCUGUCCUUUUCUUUGACCUUACCAAGGAUGGCUUCUCAGAGCCCUUUGCAUCUUCCUUUGCUGUUUGAAUACAGAUCAGAAAUGGACUUUCAAAAGAGCAAGUCAUUGCCUGCAGAGCAGUGGGUCUGUUCUUUCUUUAUGGUGAGAUCUGAAAAUCCCACUAGCUAUAUCCUUCAUCUUACGGAGAUAUCUCUGAAGUUUGCAUAGCUCAGAAGAGGAGGGAGGUUUUCUCUCAUUGUCAGCUGCUGGAUGCUGGGGGGUGUCACGUAGGGGCAGUUUGCCCCCAAAUUAGAACAAUCCAGCCCCUAUCCUGCUAGUGUGCAAACGGAUUUCUUCCGAUGCAUUUUUCCAUCCCCCAAGUCUCUCUGAAGCCAACAAGACUGGGGUUAUGAAGUCAGUCCUAGAUGGCCUCGCAGAUACAACUUUCCGAACAAUCACUACAGAUCUCCUUUACGUGGGCUCCAACGAUAUCCAGUACGAAGACAUGAAAGGCGACAUGGCGUCCAAGCUGGGAUACUACCCCCAGAAGUUCCCUCUCUCUUCCUUCAGGGGUGAUCCUUUCCAAGAAAAAAUGACUGCGGGAGAUGAUCCCCUGUUGAGCAUUAUUCCCUCAGAUCAGGUCAACAUCACAGAGUUUUACAACAAGUCCCUGUCCACAUUUAAGGAUAAUGAGGAGAACAUACAGUGUGGGGAGAACUUCAUGGAUAUGGAGUGCUUUAUGAUCCUAAACCCCAGCCAGCAGCUGGCCAUUGCUGUGCUGUCGCUCACCCUGGGCACCUUCACGGUCCUAGAGAACCUCCUCGUCCUGUGCGUCAUCCUCCACUCUCGAAGCCUCCGGUGUAGACCCUCCUACCAUUUCAUCGGCAGCCUGGCUGUGGCUGACCUCCUGGGCAGCGUGAUUUUUGUCUACAGUUUUGUGGAUUUCCAUGUUUUCCACCGGAAGGACAGCCCCAACGUCUUCUUGUUCAAACUGGGUGGAGUUACAGCCUCCUUCACCGCCUCUGUAGGUAGCCUUUUCCUCACGGCAAUAGACCGGUACAUAUCUAUACACAGGCCACUUGCUUACAAAAGGAUUGUUACCCGACCAAAGGCUGUCGUAGCAUUUUGUGUGAUGUGGACCAUUGCUAUUGUAAUAGCCGUUCUUCCUCUGCUCGGCUGGAACUGCAAAAAGCUCAAUUCCGUUUGUUCAGACAUAUUCCCUCUCAUUGAUGAGACAUACCUGAUGUUCUGGAUCGGGGUCACCAGCGUCCUCUUGCUGUUCAUUGUCUAUGCCUACAUGUACAUACUGUGGAAGGCUCACAGCCACGCUGUUCGCAUGAUUCAGCGGGGCACGCAGAAAAGCAUAAUCAUUCAGUCUACGGAGGAUGGUAAGGUACAGAUCACUAGGCCUGAUCAAACUCGUAUGGACAUCAGGUUAGCCAAAACCUUGGUCCUUAUCCUAGUCGUUUUAAUCAUAUGCUGGGGCCCACUCCUCGCCAUCAUGGUGUACGAUGUCUUUGGGAAAAUGAACAAGCUCAUCAAGACUGUCUUUGCCUUCUGUAGCAUGCUCUGUUUGCUGAAUUCAACAGUGAAUCCCAUCAUCUACGCUCUGAGGAGCAAGGACUUACGACAUGCCUUCCGCAGCAUGUUCCCCACCUGCGAAGGAACUGCACAGCCCCUCGAUAACAGCAUGGAGUCUGACUGCCAGCACAAACAUGCCAACAACGCAGGGAACGUGCACAGGGCUGCCGAGAGCUGCAUUAAGAGCACAGUUAAGAUUGCCAAAGUUACAAUGUCUGUCUCCACAGACACGACUGCUGAAGCGUUGUAAGUCAGAGACUUCUCAGCAUUGUCAGAAAAGGAGUUAGUUUAAAAAAAAAAAAAUCAACAACAGAGAAAACCAAACCCGUGGCUUAACGUGUUUGUACCCUCCUGUAAUAUUUUUUUGGUUUGUCAUUGUAAACUGAGCGAUGAUUGUGUUAAGAGCAUCACCAUCAGCCAGUUCUUCAGGUUUUACAAUUAGGGAUUUAAGCUAAAUUUUCCAAAAUUUUUUUGUCAGAAAGUGUUUACUGAAUAAUAACUUUCCUGAAAGAGCACAGAGAAAAUAACAGGUUAGCAACGGUUUCUUUUGGGGGUGUGAAGAAAAAUUGUGAAACCUAAUUGAAAACUAAUGCAUCCUAAACCAAUAUAAUCAGAUAAGAAAAAAAGCCUUGUAAUCAUACUGUUCAUUUCAAUGUGAAGUGUAUUUCAUGUCUGUAAGUAUUAGGAGUUUUUCAUUCUUUCCAAAAGCGGCAGUGCUGAGUUUUAGAGAUUUUGUAAAACGUGUCGUGUCCCGUGAAUUGUAUGCUGUUUUAUUAUGUGUUAUUGAUAUUUGUCUGAUUAAACAAAGUGAUAAGGUAGACUUCUGUGGAAAUAAUGUGAAACGUGAUAUGUAAACCCCAUUGAAAACACUUAACUGUAUUUGAAGAAUUCCUAUGAGCUAUUUUGGAAAUUUUACACUUUUAGUGGUCUUCUGUGGACUUAGAGGAGAGGCUUUGUAUUCUUCUACUAAAAUUAUUUCCCCACUACCUUUUACUUUCACGUGCAUAUGAGAGUAACAGCAACAAAGGAAUAGAGGAGGAAUGUAAGAGAGGAAUGCACUGGUUCAGACUUUUAAAUACCACUGCGUUUAUACAGAAGGACGUUUAUGGUUUUCCAGACUAUUGCCCUGCCCUUGGGCGCUGCAUGAAUACGAACACUGAAAAGCAAAGGUCCCGGAUAUUGGCUCCUUUUAACAGGCAACUGGUUUUAAGCCACGUGCUGGUGCUGGACCACUGAAGACAGCAUGUGUCAGACUCAAUGUGCGAUGUUAUCACUGUGCAGUCAAUGUAUACUUGAAGUGUGUCGCAUUCCUGUAUCUCGGGUUUAAGCAGAUUCAGAGCCUGAGAUGCCGAGCUCCUGUCUUCACUAAAAGAGGAGGAAUUAUUGUCAGACAUUUUCUUAUUGUGUGAGCGUGUAUAUAAAUAAAUAUCUAUGUGUGUGU